AUGAAGGUUUUCAUCGUCCUGUCCGCCGUGAUGGCAAUCGCCCUAUGCAACGUCGAGCCGGAAGCAAACAAGAAGGAUAAACGAGGAAUUGUCGAGCUGAACAACGGUUACGAGCAGUAUUACGAUGGACAUGAUCAAUACUACGGCAACGACUACCACCAUCAGGUGACGAACCAUGUUACGGUGACGAAGAAGGUCGCCGUCCCGUACCCGGUGGCCGUCGAGAAGCAGGUGCCGGUCGCUGUGAAGGUUCCGGUUCCGGUGCACGUAGAAAAGCAGGUCCCGGUCGUCGUGGAGAAGAAGGUCCCGGUGUACAUCGAGAAGAAGGUUCCGGUGCAUGUCGAUCGUCCGUAUCCCGUGCCGGUGAAGGUACCAGUGAAGGUCCCGGUUUAUCACAAGCAGGUGGUCGAGGUGGCCAAACCAUACCCGGUGCCGGUCGAGAAGCCAUACCCGGUGUACGUGAAGGAGCCACAGUACGUCCACAAGACGGUUUCGGCGCCGGUGUACGAACACGAGUCCACCGUCUACAGCAGCCCGGCGUUCAUUGUGUUCUCUAUGGCUCUGGCCCUUGCCAGCGCGGCGGCAGUCGACGAUUCGAAGAAGGAAAAACGCGGACUUUUCGAGCUGGAAUCGGCCCCUGAAUCUUACGAGUCCUACGACCAUCACUAUCAACCACUGAACUAUGGAUACACCAAGAAGGAGAUCAUCACGAAGAAGGUCCCGGUUCCGUACCCGGUGGAGGUCGAGAAACACGUCCCAGUCCCGGUGAAGGUCCCGUACCCGGUGAAGGUCGAGAAGGAGGUCCCGUACGUGGUUGAGAAGAAGGUCCCGGUGUACAUUGAGAAGAAGGUCCCGGUUCACGUCGAUCGCCCAUACCCGGUGGAAGUGAAGGUUCCAGUUGAGGUCCCAGUUUACAAGAAGGAAUACGUCGAGGUCCCGAAGCCGUACGCAGUUCAUGUUGAGAAGCCUUAUCCAGUGUACGUGAAGCAGCCCGUCUACGUCGAGAAGCAGGUUCCAGUGACCGUCCACAUCAAGGAGCACCACAAGAAACCAUUCUUUGGUUGA
This is a messenger RNA of Anopheles moucheti, 1065 nucleotides long. RefSeq names its product titin-like. Lineage: Eukaryota; Metazoa; Arthropoda; Insecta; Diptera; Culicidae. The coding region runs from base 1 to 1065 and encodes 354 amino acids. The record is from RefSeq and is a predicted model, not a curated record. The transcript is spliced from 3 exons.